AUUUGUAGUGAAGGACAGAGACACUGCUUACACACCUGCACAAAGGUCACUAAUAGUAAUGCAAAUAUUAUUAAGAGCGAGAUACGAUGAGACUCACGAGAAGGCAGGAAUUCGAAGGCUUUUAGCAGAUGGCACUUAUCUCGAUUGCUUUUCUCUUCACGAAGGCUCUUAUAACAAACCUAGCCUGAAUGGUGAAAUCCUAGACAGGCACUUAUUGUACUUAAUAUGGGCUAGGCCCUCUCAAUGGUAUAAAAGACAGCCCCUGUGGCUGAUUAGGAGGUACUUUGGGGAUAAAGUAGGGCUUUACUUUGCCUGGCUGGGGUUUUACACGAAGUGUUUGUACGCUCCGGCCAUCGUGGGUCUUCUAUGCUUCAUGUAUGGCGUAGGAAGCCUCGAUAGUGAAGAUAACAUUCCCAGUAAAGAAAUAUGCGAUCCUAAUGUAGCAGGUAUUAUUUUUAUUAUAAUAUAUAUAUAA
This is a messenger RNA of Ceratina calcarata, 475 nucleotides long. Its product is annotated as anoctamin-4-like. Gene Ontology annotation, biological process: chloride transmembrane transport. NCBI's taxonomy places the organism in Eukaryota, Metazoa, Arthropoda, Insecta, Hymenoptera, Apidae. Gene Ontology annotation, cellular component: plasma membrane. The transcript has 2 exons. Gene Ontology annotation, molecular function: chloride channel activity; protein dimerization activity. The annotation marks the transcript as partial. The record is from RefSeq and is a predicted model, not a curated record.